CAGGCCAGGCUCCUCACCCUCCUCCUCCUGCAGCAGCUCCUGGAGCGCCAGCUUCCUCAGCCCUGAAAUCAUGGCCCUAGGGCUCCUGUGGCUGGGCCUCACCCUGCUGGGGGUCCUGCAGACCCAGGCCCAGGACUCUGCCCAAAACCUGAUCCGGUCCCCACCUUUGCUCAGAAUCCCGCUGCAGCCCGACUUCCAGGAUGACCAGUUCCAGGGGAAGUGGUACGUUGUGGGCCUGGCUGGGAAUGCAAUCAGGAAAGAAAAGCAAGGCCAGGUUAAGAUGUACGCCACCACCUACGAGCUGAAAAACGACGGCAGCUACAACGUCACCUCCACCCUGCUCCGGGACGAAGGCUGUGACCACUGGAUCAGAACUUUUGUCCCAAGUUCCCUGCCUGGCCAGUUCAACCUGCGCGGCAUUAAACGUUAUCCUGGAGUGCAGAGCUACACCGUGCGAGUGGUGGCCACCAACUACAACCAGUAUGCCAUAAUGUUCUUCAAGAAGUUUUACAAAAACCAGGGUUACUUCAAGACCACCCUCUAUGGGAGGACCAAGGAGCUGCCCCCUGAACGGAGGGAGGAAUUCAUCCACUUUGCGAAAUCCAUUGGCCUCACCGAUGACCACAUCAUCUUCCCUAUCCCUAUCGGUAAGGCCCAG
Molecule: messenger RNA, 658 nt
Organism: Ceratotherium simum simum (southern white rhinoceros)
Lineage: Eukaryota; Metazoa; Chordata; Mammalia; Perissodactyla; Rhinocerotidae
Gene: LCN2
Product: lipocalin 2
Molecular function (GO): small molecule binding
Source: RefSeq, a predicted model, not a curated record